Molecule: messenger RNA, 2988 nt
Organism: Prunus armeniaca (apricot)
Lineage: Eukaryota; Viridiplantae; Streptophyta; Magnoliopsida; Rosales; Rosaceae
Source: the annotation of a GenBank genome assembly
AUGGCGUCCACUGACCUUCUACCGAUCAUGCUAGACCAUCUCUACUCCAUGGAUGACAAUCUUAAAGCAGAAGGGCCGCUCCUGUUGCUUGAAGAUGCCCGUAAAAAUCCCGUUGUUGGUGAUGAGCCAUCCCCUGAGACUGCUCCUGUAAUUAAUCCUGCCUCCAUAUCCAGAUGCUGCAUUGAAAAGGGCCUCUUUCCAGCCGUUCCCCUAUUCUUCCAGUAUCUUUGCAGUAUCAGUAAAGGUUGGUCAGAAUGGGUCGAUCGUGAACUGCGGGAUCCAUCCACAUGCAACAUCCUGCGCAGAGCACAAGUCCUUGAUGCCAUCUUCCUUUCCAAAUUGUGGGACAUCCAUAUCGAAGCGAAGAUGCUUCGUCACGUGGUCCGGAGGUGGAGCACUGCUACUCACACCUUUGUGUGCUCAUGGGGGGAAUUUACCCCUAUGCUUGAAGAUGUGGCGAAUAUCUCUCGCCUUCCUGUCUGUGGCGACCGUAGUCCUUUCGGCAUCGCCCUCACUCCAGAAGAAAUAGAUAACCUUGCAAUCUUGCGAAGAGGCGCUCCCACCUCUCCCAGCACUUCACUCUGGUUUAGCAACUGGAUACAAUAUUUUGGGGAUGCAAACAGACAGAGUCUCUGCUGUUUGGCUGCCUUUAUAGCUCUGUGGCUUGGGCGAUUCGUGCUUUGUGACUUUUCUCAGGAUUGCCUUCAUGAGCGUGUAUUUCCUUUGGCUUUGGCCAUAGCCCGAGGCGAUACGAUCCCCUUAGCCCCCAUGUUCCUGGGACAUCUAUACCAUCUUCUUAAUCGAACCCAGCUUCUGGAAAAGAGUGCAUCAGGAACCAUGGGUGUGGAGACCCUCCUAAAUUCUGGUUUCUUGCAGGUGUUCUUGUGGGAGCGUCUCAAAGGGUUGGAUGUGCAUUCACUCCCUCAUUCUGAUACGGUUGAGAUUCCAGCAGCCGUAUCGCAGAGUGACCAGUUCCGGAAGUAUGCUUUGUUGAAUGUUGCUCCCAUCCCCUUGCCUACUCUUGGAGACCACUGUGCAGAGGUUUCCGUGACCUACUCUCCACACCGAGUCAGGAGGAUCUUCUGGAGCAAUGACCACAUACCAGCUAGUUGCAGGCCCCUCGUUCUAGCAAGCAAGGCGAGGGUUGGUGGCUUCUCUAGAGGCUACCAAGCCUACUGGAACCGCUGUCUCUCUUCCUUCCGUGAGUUCCAAUCCUUUCCCGGGGACAGACUGCCUCAUACAACGGCUCGUCUUGCAGGCUUGGUUUCGGAGGAGAAAGCCAUCCUUCUUAGCCAAAAACGCAACUUGCCCUUCAUUUCCAAGAGUGGUGACAUCGUUGGAGAAUUUCCUAAGACGAAGCCGAAGCCGGGGGUACAGAGUCCUGGCGGCUCCGGAAAAAGUGCAACGCCAGCGUCAGGCAAAAGGAAGCGAGAGGAGGAGCAAAAUGUGAGUGAGAAGCAGACUGCCGGUAAACCCAAAAGGUUCAUUCCGAAGGUAGCCCCGAGUGGCCCUCCUCGAACCAAAGAAGCAACUCCCCCGGAACAGCCACAGUCUUCGAAGCCUGCUGUAUCCGGGAGCCGGGGUCGCGCUGGCAAGGUGCUGGAAACUACCCCUCUCCGCCGGAAAAUGGGUACAACCCCAAAGAGAAAGAGAAGUGACACACCCCCAGUAUCUCCUCAGGUGACCCCUAAACGUCGAAGUGUGCGCAUUCUACAUGCAAGAUUUUCUGGAACUCGCACCAGUAAUGUUGAAGCUGCCGGAACCCCAACUGUAGUGACAGUUGACGAUGAUAGUGAUGAUAGUGACACCACCGAAUCCGAGGCUAAUGUUCCAGAGCAAAAGAACGUUGACGAUGCUAGUGAAGAUUCUGACAGGGACUUUAAUGAGGGUUGCAGUGAGGAUGCAUUUGCUUAUUCCAGCGACUAUCCAGGAGGACAAGGUGGUUCAUAUGUUUUCUUCGAGUCCGCUGGUAGCAGUACAUGCCGUUUUAGCGCUGAGCAGGUUAUUGACAUUGCUGAGGACCCAAACCCUGCUGCAGCCAUUGCUGAUCCUGCCCGGACCCCUUUUGAGGCUGAGCAUGUCACUUCAAAUUUGGAAAUUAUGCCCGUAGUACCUUCUCCCUUCAACACAUUCGAUACACUGGUCGAGGCAGCCCUUGCAGGAUCCUUUCCAACCAUGACACCAACGGAUUCUCGGGAUGAAACACCUACGCUCCAAGUUACGAACCCUUUACCACCUAUCUUCCGGCAUUUUCUCCAGAGGGACCUUGAUCCUGCCAUUUCGCCAGCCUUUCCAGCAGCCUUUCGGAGCAACACCUUUGUCGUCCAUACAACCCUGCCCGUUCCAUCUCACGUUCAACCACUUCUCCGGGCGACAGGGCCUAGUCCCCUAGCACUUCUUCCAGCGGUUCAAUGUGACAAUGCGAGCGCUGCUGAAAACGCCCAGGCUAUCAUUACCGUCGUCGGGAAUGCUGCUGCAGAACACCCUCGCGGCAUGUCCUUUGAUCCGCAGAUGAACUCCUACCGCUCUACCAUCGGUUUAAUGGUUACGCACUCUUUCAUGGACAUGACUGGUAUUACCUCUUCCUUCUCACGCUGUGCUGCUUUCCGGACCCUCGGCUUGGUGCUCCAUGGGAUGGAUACCGCGCAGCUGCUGGACAUUACUAAUCACAGGCUCCUUUGCUGGCGGGAUGCAGUUUGCGAGGCUAUGACUCUGGGCUUUCGAGCAGAGUCUCUUCUGAACCUGGUGAAGGGUUUGGCACGUGCUGCAUUUGGGGCACGGGCUGUUCAUAACAUGAAGUCAAAUCCCUGCCCUGAUGAAAUAAGGGCAGCAGCAGAGGCUUUGGUCUUCAAGCAGCAUGAACUGGAAAACCAGCGCAGGGAAUUGCGUGGCCUCCUUUCUGCCCAAGGUGUCUCUUCCGACAGUGCUGACUGCGUGAUGGAGGCAGUGACAAGAUCUUCUCACGGGGCCUCCUCGGUUCCCUUCUAG